This is a messenger RNA of Daphnia carinata, 1160 nucleotides long. RefSeq lists its product as uncharacterized. Lineage: Eukaryota; Metazoa; Arthropoda; Branchiopoda; Diplostraca; Daphniidae. Bases 1 to 690 code for a protein of 229 amino acids. The record is from RefSeq and is a predicted model, not a curated record. The transcript is spliced from 3 exons.
AUGUUACUAAAGAAAUGUGAUCAUUUUGACAACCACAUGCUGAAAAUUGAAUGCGACCGUCGUCUGCUAUGUCUGCCAUUAGCUACGUCAACAUGCAAAACGUUUUGCUCUCUUGAUUUUUUAAGUUUUCCCGUGGUUCUGUGCAUCUAUAGUAACAAGGCAUAUAAGAACAAUUUUCCUGGUAGUCGCCUCAGCUGUCGCCUUUGCCAUCGUCUCGUCGCCGUCUUCGCCUCGCCAUCGCCAUCGCCUUCGUCUUCGCCAUCGCCAUCGUCUUCGCCAUCGCCAUCGUCUUCGCCAUCGCCAUCGUCUUCGCUAUCGCCAUCGCCUUCGCCAUCGCCAUCGCCUUCGCCAUCGUCUUCGCCAUCAUCUUCGCCAUCAUCUUCGCCAUCAUCUUCGCCAUCAUCUUCGCCUUCGCCAUCAUCUUCGCCUUCGCCAUCAUCUUCGCCAUCGCCAUCAUCUUCGCCAUCGCCAUCAUCUUCGCCAUCGCCAUCAUCUUCGCCAUCGCCAUCAUCUUCGCCAUCGCCAUCAUCUUCGCCAUCGCCAUCAUCUUCGCCAUCGCCAUCAUCUUCGCCAUCGCCAUCGUCUUCGCCAUCGCCGUCGUCAUCGCCAUCGCCAUCGUCUCAUCAAAGCCUUCGCCGUUAUCUCAUCGCCGUCUUCCCCGUCGCCACUCAUGGAAAAAUCGACCGAUAAAGGAUGUAGCUCAGCAGACAGCUUGCGGCUAUGGCGGCGUUCAUCGUGGAUCGUCAUCUUGGUAUUUUAUUUUGUAGUGUAUUGUGUGUGUAGUAUUUAAGUUAACCCAUUGGCUGCCACCCCGCUUGUGUCCCAUUUUUUUUGUAGCUUUAGGGAACCGUGGCGCUGUUCUGCCUCAUGGUUUCUAUACCAUGGGGUGGGACAGUCGCCAAUGCGCCUAAAGGCACAAGGCCUUGUGUCUUUAGGCGCAUAGUAGGCAAUGCACCAGCAGGGCCUCUCCUUGUCGGUACAGUGAUAGUUUACCUGGGGUGUGCAUUCCCGGAAAGGUUUCUAUCACUGUGCCAGCCCGGACUUUGUCUUCUGACAAAGUCCCACUUGGUGGCGAUCCUUACGACGCCACGCGUAGCUACUGUAGUUUACGCAACUAAAGGUUGCAUGGCCUGGCAGCCAAUGGGUUAACUUAGUUAAGU